Molecule: messenger RNA, 2860 nt
Organism: Epinephelus moara (kelp grouper)
Lineage: Eukaryota; Metazoa; Chordata; Actinopteri; Perciformes; Serranidae
Gene: akt3b
Product: v-akt murine thymoma viral oncogene homolog 3b
Exons: 14
Coding region: 788-2227 (479 amino acids)
Biological process (GO): protein phosphorylation
Molecular function (GO): ATP binding; protein serine/threonine kinase activity
Source: RefSeq, a predicted model, not a curated record
GUGACGUGCCGACUCGGAGCCGAGCGAGGUUUCCUGGCGGAGCUGCGGAGGGAGCAGGAGCCGAGCGGGUCUGUCUGUCUGUCCGUCCGUGUGUCUGUCUGCCGCCGCAGUCUCUUGUCUGUCUGGGACAGACACAUAAAAAACCCUCCUCUUUUUCGGCUUCCACGGUCUGGACUCGGAAUCCGCGGCUAUGGAUCCAUCGCUGUCCUCCUCCUGUUUUCACCACUGAGGGACCGUUGGAUGCUCCAGUGCCCAUAGAGGAGGAGGAGGGAGGAGGAGGAGGAGGGGGGCAUCCUUGUCAUUCUUCGACUACCAGGCUGACUCACCGCUGGAGCGCCUGAACACAGAAGAAGAAGAAGAAGAAGAAGUUUGAGAGAACGAGGGAGUGAGGAAAACAAAUAGAGUAACAGAAGGAAGGAGGGAGGGAGAGAAAGAGGGGAGUAAAGAAAAGAAUAAAGGUGUGGAAGUCUAGGAGGGGGGAGAGACAGCAGACAGCAAGAGAACGUCAGGUCGGGUCGGUGGGGCGAGAGGAGGAAAGAGGAAGUGAUUGUGGGAAAGAGAGGAAGAGAAGGAGACAUUACGGACUCAGUGGGGAACAAGUUAACAGAUCAGAGGUGAGCGUGGGCGCAGGUAGGUUGGAGGUCGGAGGUCAAGCGGCGUUCAGACGGAAGGCUGACUGAGCUGCAGCCGAACAAACUGUCCUGCCGCCCCACCCUCCCCAACAACUGUCCCUUCACAGUCACCACACUGGGAGAACUGGGAGAACAGGUGACGAGGAGAAGCCACCAUGAGCGACCAGAACGUCGUCAAGGAAGGCUGGGUCCAGAAAAGAGGUGAGUACAUCAAGAACUGGCGACCGCGCUACUUUCUGCUGAAGACAGACGGCUCUUUCAUCGGCUACAAGGACAAACCGCAGGACUCUGACCUGGCCUACCCGCUCAACAACUUCUCUGUAGCAAAAUGUCAGCUGAUGAAGACGGAGCGGCCCAAGCCAAACACCUUCAUCAUCCGCUGUCUGCAGUGGACCACGGUCAUCGAGAGGACUUUUCACGUCGACACUCCUGACGAGCGGGACGAGUGGGCCGAGGCCAUCCAGAUGGUAGCCGAGUCUCUGGCCAAACAGGAGGAGGAGGGCAUCCUGUGCAGCCCCACCUCCCAGAUCGAGAACGUCAACGAGGAGGAGAUGGACACCUCCAUCAGCCACUACAAACGAAAGACAAUGAAUGACUUUGACUAUCUGAAGCUUCUGGGCAAAGGCACUUUUGGGAAAGUCAUUCUGGUGAGGGAGAAGGCGAGUGGCACCUACUACGCCAUGAAGAUCCUCAAGAAGGAAGUCAUCAUAGCCAAGGAUGAAGUUGCUCACACACUCACAGAAAGUAGGGUAUUAAAAAACACUCGGCAUCCAUUCCUAACUUCUCUGAAGUACUCGUUCCAGACUAAGGAUCGGCUGUGCUUUGUAAUGGAGUACGUCAACGGAGGAGAGCUGUUUUUCCAUUUGUCAAGAGAAAGAGUUUUUUCGGAGGACCGCACCCGUUUCUACGGCGCUGAGAUCGUCUCUGCUCUAGACUACCUACAUUCUGCCAAGAUCGUGUAUCGUGAUCUGAAGCUGGAGAACCUCAUGUUGGACAAAGACGGCCACAUCAAGAUCACAGACUUUGGCCUCUGCAAAGAAGGCAUCACCGACACUGCCACCAUGAAGACCUUCUGUGGAACACCAGAGUACCUGGCUCCUGAGGUGCUGGAGGACAACGACUACGGGCGGGCGGUGGACUGGUGGGGUUUGGGCGUGGUGACGUACGAGAUGAUGUGCGGCCGCCUGCCGUUCUACAACCAGGACCACGAGAAGCUGUUUGAGCUCAUCCUCAUGGAGGAGAUCAAGUUCCCACGAACCCUGUCGGCCGACGCCAAGUCGCUGCUGUCGGGGCUGCUCAUCAAGGACCCCAACAAACGGCUGGGCGGCGGACCGGAUGACGCUAAGGAGAUCAUGCGACACAGUUUCUUUGGCACAGUCGACUGGCAGGACGUCUACGACAAGAAGCUGGUCCCACCUUUCCAGCCCCAGGUCAGCUCAGAGACGGACACACGCUACUUCGAUGAGGAGUUCACAGCACAGACCAUCACCAUCACUCCGCCGGAAAAAUAUGACGAGGACGGGAUGGACGCAGCGGACAACGAGCGAAGGCCUCAUUUCCCACAGUUCUCCUACUCAGCCAGCGGGCGGGAGUGAGCGCUCCGGCCCAGCCAGCCAGUAUCGUCCCCAUUCGUGGCCAUUUUGAGGAAAACACGUAGCCAUUUUAGGAAAAAAAAAAUACCAGUCUCCCCUCUUUUUCUCCUUCUCUGCCUCCUCACAGACGGGGAGAAGUCUUUUUAGGGACUUUAAAAGAGGUUUUUGCACAGUGGGAUAGACUCCAGCCGGUCUCCCCACACUAAAAAAAUAAGUCUCCUACAUUUUCAGCGCUAUUUACUGCAGAAGGCAAUGUUUUUGUUAUUUAUUUUUUCUCUCCGUCAGUAUUAAGUUGUCGACCCGGGUUGCGUUCAUCUUUUUUUUGUUUGUUUGUUGUUUCUGCCCUUUUUUCUUCUUUUGACUUUUUGCACUUGGUUUGGAAGAGCCGUUUUAGGGAACAAAAAACCAAAAAUGUUGCCUUACGUGUGCAGAUGUUUCGUAUCAUACCGACAGGGUGUUUUGUUUUGUUUAUUGGGAGAGGGCGGGCGGGUUUCGGGGUUGUGAGGGGUCAUUCUUAGUUGAGAAUAAGUGCAUGGCUCGUGGUUCACUCAAAAAGAAAAAACUACAAAAAAAAAAAAAUAUUUUCCUUCUCAUACAUUUGCCAUGGCAGCGCACAUUCCCCCAAUCCCAUGGCAA